Fulvia fulva is the source of this 1560-nucleotide messenger RNA. RefSeq lists its product as uncharacterized. Gene Ontology annotation, molecular function: protein binding. The transcript has 3 exons. The record is from RefSeq and is a predicted model, not a curated record. Lineage: Eukaryota; Fungi; Ascomycota; Dothideomycetes; Mycosphaerellales; Mycosphaerellaceae. The coding region runs from base 1 to 1560 and encodes 519 amino acids.
AUGCAGACCUCUCUAUCUUCUUACUUCCGCAUCAGCAAGGGUGACACCCGCACGUCGGUGAUCCUUCCACAGAAGCGUCUCAAGCUCAAUGUCACACCACAAGUUAGCGAGCCAGCUGCUGCCACCAUUCACGCUGGCACCGAGGUUGUCUCCAAGAACGAGCAAGCCGUGCUAGACAAAACCCCGGUUGAGGUGGUCGAGCUGAUUGGCAGCUACCUCGAGUCCGACCAAGACGUGAAGAACUUCCGGUCCACCUGCAGACAUAUCCGCCACAACAUAGAAGGCCACAAUGGCUCCUUCUGGCGAGAUCGCUUCCUCGCGACCUUCGACCAACCCCACCAGCAAAUGAACAGUUCUGACUACAAGAAGAUGUACCAAUCGCGCAAGAGCAUGUUCGCUACCGGUGCCACUUUCACCUUUGGGUACACCUCCAAGGAAGUGCAGUGCCUGUCGAUGCUGAAGAACAUGGCAGUCGAGUCAUUUAUCCAGUACAAACGUGGCGAAGCUAUCCCAAGUACCGAGUCCAAGAAUGUCACCUACCUGAUGCGCUUCGCACAGAGUCACGCUAUUCUGGACGCCGUCUUCAACCCAUACCACAAAGCAACCUACGAUCGCAACGGUGAGCGGCCACCACAGCCACUCCUCCAGACUAUCCAGGUCCUCCUCGCCCCGUGCCUAUUAAGCCUCGACUUCGGCAAGACAGCGUAUCGCUACCCCGAGUCACAGCAGGCAGCAUUCUCUGCUACACCAUGGCUAGGUGGCGCUUACAACCUCAAUGUCGACAUGCAAUUGGUGCUUCAUCAGCUCAACUACUGGCGCUACCAUUUCAUCAGCAACGGAGAAUGUCUCCUGGAUGCAUUUAGAGAUCUCGAAGACAAGGAAAGGCCCCGCUUCUGGCAGAAGCAGCUCGGACAAGGUCAGAAGGCGAAUGUCGGAAAACGCUGGAAAGGGGCUUAUUCUUUCUGCGACAACCAUGAAGAUGUUCUGGAGAUUCGUCGUGGCAACAAUGGAGACUCGCCCAUCGAGAGUCUCUUCAAUGGACAAGAGAGCGCUCCGGACGAGUUCCAAGACCUUCGCCUCCAGCUUCAGCCCGAAGGAGAGUCCACCUGGCUUCCCUUCUUCGAAGAGAUACUCCAGUCUCUAAAGCAGCCGGAAGCGAAAGUGGUCACACGCUCUCAGAAAGCUUCCAUUCCAGUUGAUGAGCGUGAUCAAUGGGCAACACAGUCUUACCGCUUUUCUGGAGAGGGUACCGACGCUGGAGGGCCGGUCUUCUACGAUGGCUGGAUCAACCCACUUCCACCACAAGAAGGCGUUCCCGGCUGGCAGCGCAUGACGAUGAUGAAGUACCAAGCUCUCGACGAAGAGGGAACCAUCGAUUUCGAGUCUCUGUACGCUUACGAGGGAAUCGUCCUGCCUGGCGGUCAGAUCUUGGUGGGACGGUGGUGGUCUCCUCACAGCGAGUACGGAGAGGAUAUGUACUCGGGUCCGUUCAUCAUGUGGUGUGUUGAUGACGAGGAUGAUAAGAUCGCGGCUGCCGCGAAGGAUGGAGAGGAUGCUUGA